AUGAACAUUGGCCAAAUUCCAGUGAACAUGCUUACACACCUCAACGUCGCUUUCGCGUACAUUACCCAGGAUUUCGCCAUCACAAACAUGGAUGGAGUUUCAUUGGAGACAUACAGGAACAUUGGCAACCUCAAGUCAAGAAACCCUAAUCUGAAAAUCGUCAUCUCCCUUGGUGGCUGGGCAUUCAGCGACCCGGGGUCGUGGCGCAAUGUAUUUCCAACCAUGGUUUCUUCCAAAGAAAAUCGCGCUGCGUUCAUCCAAAAUUUGCUGGGCUUUCUUUCAGAGUACGGCUAUGACGGCGUUGAUUUGGAUUGGGAAUACCCUGGCGCUGAAGACCGUGGGGGUUCUAAGACCGACGCGAAUAACUACGUGGCUCUUCUCAAGGAGCUGCGAGAGGCUAUUAAUCGCAGUGGUCGUAGUUACAUUGUGACUUUCACGGCUCCAACUUCUUAUUGGUAUCUCCGUAACUUCGACAUCAAGGGUAUGGAGCCUUACGUGGACUGGAUUAAUGUCAUGUCAUAUGAUCUGCAUGGUGUCUGGGACAAAUCUAAUCCUAUUGGAAACCAUGUUCUCGCCCACACCAAUUUGACAGAGAUCAGCUUGGCAUUUGAUCUGUUUUGGAGAGCGGAAGUUGCACCAUCGAACCUAGUACUGGGCCUUGCAUUUUACGGAAGAACAUUUAAACUUGAGUCUUCGGCUUGCUGGAGGCCAGGAUGCCUAUUCAGUGGCCCAGGUGACGCUGGGCAAUGCACCGGCACACCCGGCAUUCUCUCGUAUCGAGAAAUACAAGACCUUCUCCGCAAAACCGGAGCGGACUCGUAUUUGGACGAAGAGGCUGCCGUCAGAUAUCUUGUGUAUGGCGAAGGCAGCUGGAUCUCCUUUGACGACGACGUUACCUUCCAGGCAAAGAUAGACUGGGCUAACGAACUCGGGCUCUCUGGGCUUAUGAUUUGGGCCGUGGAUCUCGACGACAGCAAACUCACAGCACUGCGGGCUGUGACGAAUUCAGAAGCGCAAGAUGAAAUACCAUUCUCUCUUGUCGACCUCAAAUACCUUUUUCCGAAGGAGGAUCUCCCUGCACCGGACACAAAGCCUAGCUAUGGCCUCAUCACGUUCGGCAGUGCCGGGGACAUGAUCUACGUCGUAGAGCCGUGCGGGAAAAAUUCGUUUGCCCGGGCGAUCUCCUUGGAGCUCUCUGCGGACCAGUAUAUCCCGGCGGAAUAUUCAGCACAAGGUUUGACUUCGGCUGUCUACGACUUUACAUUUGAUCGGAAUCUAGGACUUAUGAGACGGGAUACAAACAACACCCGAAUUCGAUUGGACUACUCCAACGCUCAGAAUUAUUGGGAUGCCAUUGUCGACUCGCCUGGAAUCCAAUCACGCCAUGUGGGAACACUGGAAGAGCGUUUCUUUGCUCCUGACAAGGCAGAAUGGACGAAAAAGGGUUUAGACUUCGAGUUCGACACCAGCAAUGGCGAGACGAUCCAAAAAGAUAUAGGCACCCCGCUCUUUUGGCAAACGGUAGAUGACUGCGACGUCUCGGGUUCCGAGUUUAGCGAGGGCGUUGGCGUCUAUGUCGACGGAACCAUUGACGCAAAACUCUUUUACGGUUUCUCUUUGAUUGCGAAUCUCCGAGAUCGUGAACUGGGAGGAUACGAGUUGGACGUAACUGAGGCCCACGGUUUCCUCAAAACGACUGGCCAAACAGACCUAACAUACGGCAUUGGAGGCGUUGGUAACAUUGACAUCUCCCGCGCGGGCAAGGGCAAUCCAGCUUUCUACGAGCAACCAGAGGUACAUGUCGGCGGUAUGGGUCAGAUCUCACCUGGAGCCUCGGUUUGGGUCACGCCGUACUACAAAGUGAUCUAUCAACUGGCCACCAUCAAUGGAUCAACCGGUGGUCCCAGUCUACAAACAGGAGCGGCUCAAUUUAAUGGCCGAAUGAGCUCCCGCGUCAUUACCGAUCUCGGAAACUUCCAAGUCAAUUUCCCGACGGACAAGGAACCACCGCAGGAAAUGUAUAAUGAUAAGCGCCACAAAAAUCGAAUCGCCAUACCUGGCGAUAACGUCCUGUACGGAAGCUCUGCUGUCGGGGGGCAAGUGGCAAUCGGUACAUUUGUCAAUUUCGGCCUUAAGAUCGACAUCUCGUUCUUUGGUGUGCCAGUACCAGAUCCCAAACUUGAGGUUAUCUAUAAUACUAUGGGGAAAUUUGCAUUUUAUCCUGGUGAUGGUGAGCACGGCGAGGUCUGUGCCGACUACGAUAUCAUGCAAGUUCCACCACCGAGCACCGACUGCGUCUAA
Molecule: messenger RNA, 2301 nt
Organism: Purpureocillium lilacinum
Lineage: Eukaryota; Fungi; Ascomycota; Sordariomycetes; Hypocreales; Ophiocordycipitaceae
Source: RefSeq, a predicted model, not a curated record